Messenger RNA from Linepithema humile (Argentine ant), 1885 nucleotides. Its product is annotated as pyruvate kinase. Gene Ontology annotation, molecular function: potassium ion binding; pyruvate kinase activity; magnesium ion binding. NCBI's taxonomy places the organism in Eukaryota, Metazoa, Arthropoda, Insecta, Hymenoptera, Formicidae. Gene Ontology annotation, biological process: glycolytic process. Gene Ontology annotation, cellular component: cytoplasm. The record is from RefSeq and is a predicted model, not a curated record.
CUUAAAACGCCAGUCUAUUAGAAACCAUUGGAAGAUUCGUUGUGGUUAACCGCUUGUCAUUGUCGAUAUCUUGUUCACGAAUUACAUUGAUUUUCGUCGUUUCUUCGUUUUCUCCAGACAAACGAGACAAAGCCCGCCAAAAUGGUCUGGAUCACCGUUGAUGAUGAGAUGGCUGGCAAGCCGAGUGCUCAAACGAUAUACGCCCAAAGUCAGCUGGAUCACAUGUGCGCUCUGGAUAUCGACAGCCAAGUGUCUUUCGUCCGCUUAUCCGGCAUCAUUUGCACGAUCGGUCCCGCAUCCAGAUCUGUGGAGACUCUGGAGAAGAUGAUCGAAACAGGAAUGAACAUCGCCCGGAUGAAUUUCUCUCACGGAUCCCACGAAUAUCACGCGGAGACCAUCGCUAACGUUCGCGAGGCGCAAAAAAAUUUAACUGCUCGUGCUGGUAUCAAUAUUCCUGUUGCCAUUGCUCUCGACACGAAGGGUCCCGAAAUCCGUACUGGUCUCUUAGAAGGCGGUGGCUCAGCCGAGGUAGAACUAGUUAAGGGUCAGACUUUUAAGCUGUCCACCGACAAGGCAUAUCUGGAGAAAGGAAACGCUCAGGUUGUCUACGUUGAUUACGAAAAUAUUUCAAAGGUAUUAAAAGUUGGGAAUCGAGUGUUCGUGGACGACGGCUUGAUUUCUCUCAUCGUCUCUGCCGUCAGUCCCAAUUUAAUUUCGACCACUGUUGAAAACGGUGGUACGUUGGGUUCUCGCAAAGGCGUGAAUUUGCCGGGAGUCCCGGUGGAUCUUCCAGCAGUGUCAGAAAAAGAUAAGUCUGACCUUCAGUUUGGUGUCGAGCAAGAAGUCGAUAUGAUAUUCGCCUCCUUUAUCAGAAACGCUGCCGCGUUAACUGAGAUCCGCGAUAUUCUCGGCGCGAAGGGUAAAAAUAUCCAAAUCAUAUCGAAGAUUGAGAAUCAACAGGGUAUGGCGAAUCUCGACGAGAUCAUCGAGGCGUCCGAUGGCAUCAUGGUGGCGCGUGGUGACUUGGGUAUAGAAAUACCGCCGCAGAAGGUGUUCCUGGCACAAAAGUGUAUGAUCAGCAGGUGCAAUAAGGUUGGCAAACCGGUAAUUUGCGCUACGCAGAUGUUGGAAUCCAUGGUGAAAAAACCACGUGCUACGAGAGCUGAAACGUCGGACGUUGCCAAUGCCAUUCUCGAUGGUGCUGAUUGUGUUAUGCUGUCAGGUGAGACCGCGAAAGGAGAUUAUCCUUUGGAGUGCGUUCGUACGAUGGCCAAUAUUUGUAAGGAAGCGGAAGCCGCGAUCUAUCAAACUCAAAUUUUCCAUGAUCUAACGAGCAAAGCUCUGCCGCCUAUUGACGCCACACACGCUGUCGCUAUUGCCUCUGUAGAAGCGUCCGUUAAAUGCUUAGCCAGUGCCAUCGUUGUUAUUACGACAAGCGGUCGAUCUGCGCACCUGAUUUCGAAGUAUAGACCUCGUUGCCCGGUUAUUGCGGUUACUAGGUUCCAUCAAGUCGCUCGACAAGCGCAUUUGUACCGCGGAAUAUUGCCGUUGUAUUAUACAGAAGCACCAUUGGCCGAUUGGGUGAAGGACGUGGACGUGCGCGUCCAAUACGGAUUAAACUUUGGCAAACUUCGUGGUUUUGUAAAAACUGGCGAUUCCGUAGUAGUCGUGACAGGAUGGCGGAAGGGUUCAGGUUUCACGAAUACACUUCGCAUCGUGAACGUCGAAUAAACCGACACUAUACUGGAUGGGCGAUAUAGGAAGCAUGAUCUUUACAUGUAGAUGUAAUAUGUAAAAUUAUCGAGUAAUAUUUGAACAUGUAUGUAAUUGUACUUCAUCCUUCCACAAGUUCCAGUAAAUACAACUAUGUGAGAUUAUUUUAUUA